Penicillium concentricum is the source of this 246-nucleotide messenger RNA. RefSeq lists its product as uncharacterized. The record is from RefSeq and is a predicted model, not a curated record. The coding region runs from base 1 to 246 and encodes 81 amino acids. The transcript has 2 exons. NCBI's taxonomy places the organism in Eukaryota, Fungi, Ascomycota, Eurotiomycetes, Eurotiales, Aspergillaceae.
AUGACCAGUACCCCCUUCGGCCGUGGAGGUGGUCAUAACGGAUGGCGGGGUGGCCGUGUGGUUAGGGUGCCCGUGAUGGUGGCCACCGUGGCCGUGGCCGUGGGGGCGGCCGCGGUGCCUACGGUGGGACCCGAACUGCCCCUCUUCCACCCCGGCCCUCUAGCCGGGCAAUAUCCACCUGCCGCCGCCGUGCCUACCACAACCCACAAGGUUGAUGAAGACUUUGAUAUUGAGCUAGAUGGCUAA